AUGCUCCACCAGACAUCAGACGUACCACCCCUCCCGAUAGUGUCCGAGGGGAUGGACGUGUCAGACACCAAAUACCCUGAGGGAGGAAUUGAGGCUUGGUCUGUUGUACUUGGAGCAUGGUGUGCGAUGAUCCCAUCAAUGGGUCUGCUCAAUAGCUUGGGUAUUUUACAUGCAUGGACGAACAAUCACCAGCUUGCCGAUUACUCAGAAUCAAGCAUUGGCUGGAUCUAUGGGGCAUAUGGCUUCUUCUUGUAUGCUGCUGGGGCGCAAACUGGUCCCAUCUUUGAUACCUAUGGACCCAAAUAUGUCAUCAUUCCAGGCUCAGUUGGCAUCGUGCUGGCUCUCAUCUGCUUGAGUUUCAGUGAAGAGUACUACCAGAUAUUCCUUUCCUUCAGCGUUUUGGCCGGACUUUCCGCGAGUGCCCUUUUCACUCCGACAGUUUCUUGUGUGGGUCACUGGUUCAACAAGCGCAGAGGCUAUGCAACUGGCAUUGCCUGUACCGCUGGUGGGCUUGGAGGGGUUAUCUUCCCCCUUAUCAUUCUCUUCGCAGCACCCAAGAUUGGCUUUCCCUGGGCCAUUCGCAUCAUUGCUUUUCUUUCUGCGAUACUCUGUCUCAUCGCCUGUCUCACACUAAAAACUCGCCUCCAUCGAAACAAAAAGGGAAGUGCAUCUGUCGACUUUCGCGCACUUCGAGAUAAAAAGUACGCCGCAACCACAAUCGCGGUUUUCUUGGUGGAGUUUGCUGUGUUCAUCCCAAUUACUUAUAUUGCCUCAUAUUCAAUUCAUGCAGGACUGAACACCACACUCUCUUAUGCUCUGAUUAUCUUCCUUAAUCUAGGAGCCGUUCCGGGAAGGUUUCUUCCAGGGUUGAUUGCUGAUCGAAUUGGAAGAUUCAAUGUGAUGGUUUUGACUUCCGCUGUGUGUGCAACCCUGACAUUGGCUCUGUGGACUACUUCAGGAAAUCAUGUUGCUGCAGUUGUUUGCUACGCAGUGUUUUUUGGAUUUUGGAGCGGUGCUGCGAUAAGUCUUACCCCUGUGUGCAUAUCGCAGGUUUGUGAGACGGUUGAUUUGGGGAAAAGAACCGGAACAACGUUUACAAUAUCGAGUGUGGGGACUCUGACUGGUAUUCCAAUCGCAGGGGCCAUACAACAGCAGUGUCAAGGGGAUUACUUAGGACUUAUUGUGUUUGGGGGCGUCUUGUAUGCUACUGCUGCGGUUGCUUUUGCAAUUGCCAGAGGUGUCUGUGCCGGCUGGGCGUUGAGUACAAAGUUUUGA
Molecule: messenger RNA, 1275 nt
Organism: Penicillium longicatenatum
Lineage: Eukaryota; Fungi; Ascomycota; Eurotiomycetes; Eurotiales; Aspergillaceae
Product: putative oxalate/formate antiporter
Exons: 3
Coding region: 1-1275 (424 amino acids)
Biological process (GO): transmembrane transport
Cellular component (GO): fungal-type vacuole membrane
Molecular function (GO): transmembrane transporter activity
Source: RefSeq, a predicted model, not a curated record